This is a messenger RNA of Closterium sp. Naga37s-1, 645 nucleotides long. The record is from the annotation of a GenBank genome assembly. NCBI's taxonomy places the organism in Eukaryota, Viridiplantae, Streptophyta, Zygnematophyceae, Desmidiales, Closteriaceae.
AUGAUCCCCUCCCCCCCACUGCUGCACCCGCAGCAGGGGGAUGGAGGAGAAGGGGGGGGGGGCGGGGAGGGCUGGUACUGCAGAUCCCUUCCCGCCACCCCAAACCCCCCCCCUCCCCCCCCCCCCACUACUGCACCCGCAGCAGGGGGAUGGAGGAGAAGGGGGGGGGCGAGGGGCACUCACGAGGGGGUGCGAGGGGCACUCACGAGGGGGUGCGAGGGGCACUCACAAGGGGGUGCAAGGGGCACUCACGAGGGGGUGCGAGGGGCACUCACGAGGGGGUGCGAGGGGCACUCACGAGGGGGUGCGAGGGGCACUCACGAGGGGGUGCGAGGGGCACUCACGAGGGGGUGCAAGGGGCACUCACGAGGGGGUGCGAGGGGCACUCACGAGGGGGUGCGAGGGGCACUCACGAGGGGGUGGGAGGGGCACUCACGAGGGGGUGCGAGGGGCACUCACAUACCCGGUGCGAGGGGCACUCACGAGGGGGUGCGAGGGGCACUCACAUACCCGGUGCGAGGGGCACUCACGAAGGGGUGCGAGGGGCACUCACGAGGGGGUGCGAGGGGCACUCACGAGGGGGUGCGGGGCACUCACGAGGGGGUGCGAGGGGCACUCACGAGGGGGUGCAAGGGGCACACAUGA